Messenger RNA from Lingula anatina, 959 nucleotides. Its product is annotated as homeobox protein not2. Gene Ontology annotation, biological process: neuron differentiation; regulation of transcription by RNA polymerase II; central nervous system development. The record is from RefSeq and is a predicted model, not a curated record. Gene Ontology annotation, molecular function: RNA polymerase II cis-regulatory region sequence-specific DNA binding; DNA-binding transcription factor activity, RNA polymerase II-specific. Gene Ontology annotation, cellular component: nucleus. Lineage: Eukaryota; Metazoa; Brachiopoda; Lingulata; Lingulida; Lingulidae.
UUGCACAGCUCGCUGUACCUGAAUCUAAUCAGCAGUCGGCAGUGACUUCAACUUCCUAGUGACUUUGACUGAGAAGAUCAUCAACGACAAGAAAAGAUGCAGAACCAGAUUCACCUCCCGAUCAGCGCUCUCCAGCAGAACCCAAUGUUCCAGAUGGCCCUGGCCAAUGCCUUCCCCGCUGGUUUCAACGUCCUAGGCCAGCCGCAACUGCACCCCGCUUUCCUGCACUCACCGUACGCGGCCAACCAGCUCAGCUACCGCCCCAGCAAGGCCAGCAAGUCCUUCAUGAUUGACGCCAUCCUGGGAAGAGAUGGGGAAAAAGAAAACACAAGACCAGAAAGUGACCUGAGAGUGGACAGCGUCCACCCUUACCUGUCCUCAGCACACAAUGGUUUCCGCAGUGCACUUAAUCUUCCAAAAGGUAAAGCCGAUAUGAAGUCUUCCGUAUCCGAAUGGAAACAGAACAAAUCCAAGCGCGUCCGCACCAUCUUCACCCCAGAGCAACUAGAGCGUCUGGAAGCAGAAUUCGAAAAACAGCAAUACAUGGUCGGCUCCGAAAGAUCCUACCUGGCCGCGACGCUCAACCUCUCUGACGCCCAAGUAAAGGUGUGGUUCCAGAACCGCCGUAUUAAAUGGAGGAAGCAAAGCCUAGAGAAACAACAGCAGAGACUGAGACAGCUAGAUCUCCUACACAGUGAAGAAUCUGGCUGCGAAUCCGAAGAUGAUGACAGUGCAAGUGACUGCGGCAGCAUCGGCAGUGCUUACUAAAUAUCACAGUUAAACAUAUAAACUUGAAGCAGAUAUGCUUUUGGAAACACCAUUGACUUUCCAUACUUCUUGACUGUGAUAAUUUCCAAUAUGUGGUGCCAAUGUGGACUUGUAGCGAUGUCGUCUCCCUUCGCAGUACCUUAUCGUGCCAUAUCAAAUAAGCCAGAAGAUGUAGACCAUAUGAUAAUCAA